GCAUGUAUCCCCCAGCCAGGUCUCCAGCAGGCGUCCACGCAGGCUUCCGACCCUGCCCGACGGCUGCCAAACGUACGCGUGGGAGCCUCCGUAGAGAUUUUCUGGCUCAGGCCCAGGAGCCCACGGUUGGUCUGACUCCCGAUACCGAUCGUUCUGCGUAGGCCCCUUGUGCAGCUACGAUGACCACAGGCGUGAUGCUGCUGGCCCUGGUCAGCUUGGUCUGCGUCGGUCCAGCCGCCAGCGAGGGUGAGAGUCUCAUCACAGAGCUUGCGGACGAGGUGCUGUCCAACAGGCAGACGCUCCUGAGCAUCCCUUGGGAAAUCUACAGGGACACGCCAUCGUUCAGGGAUGUUGGCUACGUGGGCGAGUUUCCAAUUAAGGAUUCUGCUGCUACUGAGAUCCACCUGAGCUCAUUGCAGACUUCACGAGAAACACAAGGAUUCCCACCAAACGUUCUGAUUGGCAGAGCCUUGGUCAAAGACUCCCUCAAUGUUACACAGCCUCCGUCGAAUUUCCGCUACACGGGAAAAGGAGGUGAGGAGAUCAAGCAUUUGAAUGGUUUGACGAACCCUGUGGGCGAUCUGACUGUGUGGCAGUGGCAGAGGAUGAGGUGGUCUGCUGCGAAGGAGUGGCUGGAAUAUUGGGCUGACCGCGGGAUUGGGAGUGCUACGCGGUUGGCCAUCAUCCAUUCCAACGGUGAUGUCCUGUACGGCGGCUGUGACGAGAACACAAUCGUCUACAAGUACAACAGGAUCGUCAGCGCAAGUGGCGGCUCGCAGAAGAUCGUGAUGGCGGCGGAGCUGAGUCCUUGGCCAGCCGACCUCGGGUGGAGCUAUAACAUGAGUAGCUCUAGCUGGGUUGAGGGAAGGAGGGCCGACGUGCUUUCGGACGUGAGCGUGCCCGCUGACUGGGAGUCGACGUACGCUGACUGCACCGACCCCAGCCUAGGCCCGUGCAGUUCCUCACCAAAGUACAUGUACGCCAAUUCCGGCUUCAUUAUGGGUACUAUUGACGCUCUCAUCGACAUGAUUGCAGAACUUGGGACAACCUACACUGGUUGGGACAAUCGAUGGUUCAACGAGUAUUACUUGAAGAACCCUGCCACUGUGACUCUUGACUACGCUGGCGACCUGUCAAUUUCUCUCCAUAACAUGAAGCUCGGCAACCUCCCGCUGGAAGUCAACAGCACCAGCACGGGCAAGAGUAUCCAGAGCAAGCUGACAAACGGUAGCAUUUGUUUCGUACAUGGCAACGGCAACAGCUUCACAACUCUUCAGGGUGUCGCAAGGGAGCUCAAGGCUUAGACUUAAACAGCUGUGGGCAGUGCGGGUCGAUAGUGCGCUUCCCAUGGAUGCUUGCGCGUCGGUUGCUUAGGGUCUUCUCACAGGGCGCAGUGCUUUGCUGCCCCCAUUCCCGCUGCCGUGCGCCUAAAGCGCACACGACUGCCCAUGUUUAGAGCUCAUUCCGCUAAAUGGUUCCAGUGUCAUGGGAUCGGAAAUGCCUGCCAAUCGAGCGCGGUGCAACUCUAGCAGCCAGUGCAGCACUGCCGUACCAUCGAAGCCACGAGCGCUGCUCGUUCUGCAGACCGCCGUCUUCCAGUCUUACGUUUUGCAGUCCCGCUGCUUCUGCGAGUGCUGGUGGAGCUGUCUUGGGCCCACAGGCCAGCAACGGAGAGCCCAUGCGGGUGAGCGCGACGCGCGCUCCGACACCGGAAAGCACGCGGGGGCGCGGGAGGA
This is a messenger RNA of Prorocentrum cordatum, 1736 nucleotides long. The record is from the annotation of a GenBank genome assembly. Lineage: Eukaryota; Dinophyceae; Prorocentrales; Prorocentraceae.